CGAGGGAGGUUUCCUUUUACCCUCGGGGAGACGAGCUCUCAACGGUUCCCUCUCAGCCGUCUCCCCCAAGCCCCCGUCCCCUCCCCUGCUCCCACCCCCUUCUCCCGGCGCCGGGUGCAAGGUCCCUUUAAGGCGACGGCGCCUUCCUCGGGUCAGACUACCGGCGGCGACGACCACGGGAGCAUGGCGGACACCGACCUCUUUAUGGAAUGUGAGGAGGAGGAGCUGGAGCCAUGGCAGAAAAUCAGUGAUGUCAUUGAGGAUUCUGUCGUUGAAGAUUAUAAUUCAGUGGAUAAAACUCCUACAGUUUCUGUGAGCCAGCAGCCAGUCUCGGCUCCAGUGCCCAUCGCUGCCCAUGCUUCUGUUGCUGGGCACCUCUCUACAUCCACCACCGUUAGUAGCAGCGGGGCACAGAACAGCGACAGUACAAAGAAGACUCUUGUCACACUAAUUGCGAACAACAAUGCUGGCAAUUCUUUGGUCCAACAAGGUGGACAGCCACUCAUCCUAACCCAGAAUCCAACCCCAGGUCUGGGCACAAUGGUUACUCAACCAGUGUUGAGGCCUGUCCAGGUCAUGCAGAAUGCCAAUCAUGUGACUAGUUCUCCUGUGGCCUCACAACCAAUAUUCAUCACUACACAGGGAUUUCCUGUAAGAAAUGUCCGGCCUGUACAAAAUGCAAUGAAUCAGGUUGGGAUUGUGCUGAACGUACAGCAAGGCCAAACGGUUAGACCAAUAACACUAGUCCCAGCCCCAGGUACCCAGUUUGUUAAGCCGACAGUUGGAGUCCCACAAGUGUUCUCUCAGAUGACCCCAGUGAGGCCAGGCUCCACAAUGCCUGUGCGGCCCACCACCAACACCUUCACCACUGUCAUCCCAGCUACUCUGACCAUUCGAAGCACCGUCCCGCAGUCCCAGUCCCAGCAGACCAAGUCCACACCCAGCACCUCCACCACUCCCACUGCCACACAGCCGACCUCACUGGGGCAGCUAGCUGCUCAGCCUCCAGGCCAAUCCAGCCAGACCCCCAAUCCCAAGCUAGUGAGCAUUGCCAGCUUUGUCACUGUGAAGCGACCUGGGGUUACAGGUGAAAAUAGCAAUGAAGUAGCCAAACUGGUGAAUACCCUUAACACCAUCCCUUCACUGGGCCAGAGUCCUGGGCCAGUGGUGGUAUCCAACAACAGUUCUGCCCAUGGCUCCCAGAGAACCAGCGGACCUGAGUCUUCUAUGAAAGUGACCUCUUCUUCUAUCCCAGUGUUCGACCUCCAGGAUGGUGGACGGAAAAUAUGUCCACGGUGUAAUGCUCAAUUCCGUGUUACUGAAGCUUUGAGAGGUCACAUGUGUUACUGUUGCCCAGAAAUGGUGGAAUACCAGAAGAAAGGAAAAUCUCUGGAUUCAGAACCCAGUGUCCCAUCAGCUGCAAAGCCCCCAUCCCCUGAGAAAACAGCUCCUGUUGCUUCCACACCCUCUUCUACACCUAUUCCUGCUUUGUCACCACCUACCAAAGUACCAGAGCCAAAUGAGAAUGUGGGUGAUGCUGUCCAGACCAAACUCAUCAUGCUAGUAGAUGACUUCUACUAUGGACGGGAUGGUGGCAAAGUGGCCCAACUCACAAACUUCCCUAAGGUUGCCACAUCUUUCCGAUGCCCACAUUGUACCAAAAGGCUAAAAAACAACAUUCGAUUCAUGAACCAUAUGAAACACCACGUAGAACUCGAUCAGCAGAACGGUGAGGUAGAUGGUCAUACUAUCUGCCAGCACUGUUACCGCCAGUUUUCCACGCCCUUCCAGCUCCAGUGCCACUUGGAAAAUGUUCAUAGUCCUUACGAAUCGACUACCAAGUGCAAGAUCUGUGAGUGGGCGUUUGAGAGUGAGCCACUAUUUCUCCAGCAUAUGAAGGAUACUCAUAAGCCUGGAGAGAUGCCUUAUGUCUGCCAGGUGUGUCAGUAUCGCUCCUCACUCUACUCUGAGGUAGAUGUCCAUUUUCGGAUGAUCCAUGAGGAUACUCGGCAUCUGCUCUGCCCUUAUUGCCUGAAGGUCUUCAAAAAUGGCAAUGCAUUCCAACAGCAUUACAUGAGGCACCAGAAGAGGAACGUUUAUCACUGCAACAAAUGCCGGCUGCAGUUUCUCUUUGCCAAGGACAAAAUUGAACACAAGCUUCAGCACCAUAAAACCUUCCGUAAACCCAAGCAGCUAGAAGGUUUGAAACCAGGCACGAAGGUGACAAUCCGGGCUUCCCGAGGGCAGCCACGAACUGUUCCUGUUUCCUCCAAUGAUGCACCUCCCAGCACCUUGCAGGAGGCAGCACCACUGUCCUCCUCAACGGACCCUCUGCCUGUCUUCCUUUAUCCCCCUGUCCGGCGCAACAUCCAGAAGAGAGCUGUUAGGAAAAUGAGUGUCAUGGGCCGGCAGACGUGCCUGGAGUGCAGCUUUGAGAUCCCGGAUUUCCCUAAUCAUUUCCCUACUUAUGUUCACUGCUCUCUCUGUCGCUAUAGCACCUGCUGCUCUCGAGCCUAUGCCAACCACAUGAUCAACAAUCAUGUUCCACGCAAGAGCCCCAAGUAUUUGGCUUUGUUUAAAAAUUCUGUGAGUGGAAUCAAGCUGGCUUGCACUUCAUGUACCUUUGUUACCUCUGUGGGAGAUGCCAUGGCCAAGCAUUUGGUAUUCAACCCCUCUCACAGAUCCAGCAGCAUCCUGCCACGGGGACUCACUUGGAUGUCUCACUCAAGACAUGGCCACACUCGUGACCGAGUGCAUGACCGGGGCUUGAAGAAUAUAUAUCCGCUUCCUGCCUUCCCCUCUAAUAAAACUGCCACUGUGAAAUCUGCGGGGGCCACCCCAGCUGAGCCUGAAGAGCUUCCAACUCCUAUGGCCCAAACACUCCCGUCACCAGCCUCAACCGCAACCCCACCACCAACCCCAACCCACCCCCAGCCUUUAGCCCUUCCACCCUUGGCUGCAGAGGGAGCCGAAUGUCUGAAUGUUGAUGACCAGGAUGAAGGGAGCCCAGUCAUCCAGGAGCCUGAGCAGGCAACAGGGGGCGGUAGUGGCAGUGGGGUUGGCAAGAAGGAGCAGCUGUCUGUGAAGAAGCUUCGAGUGGUACUGUUUGCCCUGUGCUGCAAUACAGAACAGGCCGCUGAACACUUCCGAAAUCCCCAACGACGGAUCCGGCGUUGGCUUCGGCGCUUCCAGGCCUCCCAGGGGGAGAAUCUGGAGGGCAAAUAUCUGAGCUUAGAAGCAGAAGAGAAGCUGGCUGAGUGGGUCCUAACCCAGCGAGAGCAACAGCUACCUGUGAAUGAGGAGACCUUGUUCCAGAAGGCCACCAAAAUAGGACGUUCUUUGGAGGGGGGGUUUAAGAUCUCUUAUGAGUGGGCUGUGCGUUUCAUGCUCCGGCACCACCUGACUCCCCAUGCCCGACGAGCUGUGGCCCACACCCUACCUAAGGAUGUGGCAGAGAAUGCAGGGCUCUUCAUUGAAUUCGUACAACGACAGAUUCACAACCAGGACUUACCCUUGUCCAUGAUUGUGGCUAUUGAUGAGAUCUCCUUGUUCCUGGAUACAGAGGUGCUGAGCAGUGAUGACCGUAAGGAGAAUGCCCUGCAGACAGUGGGCACAGGGGAACCUUGGUGUGACGUGGUGCUGGCCAUUCUAGCAGAUGGCACUGUCCUCCCCACCCUGGUUUUCUACCGAGGACAAAUGGAUCAACCUGCUAAUGUGCCAGACUCUAUAUUGCUAGAGGCGAAGGAGAGUGGCUACAGUGAUGACGAGAUCAUGGAGCUGUGGUCAGCCCGAGUGUGGCAGAAGCACACCGCUUGCCAGCGCAGCAAAGGCAUGCUUGUGAUGGACUGUCAUCGCACUCACUUGUCCGAAGAGGUGCUGGCUAUGCUUAGUGCCUCUAGCACCUUGCCUGCGGUGGUCCCCGCAGGCUGUAGCUCCAAAAUCCAGCCGUUAGAUGUAUGCAUCAAACGAACUGUCAAGAACUUCCUACACAAAAAGUGGAAGGAGCAGGCUCGGGAAAUGGCAGAUACCGCGUGCGAUUCUGAUGUCCUGCUUCAACUGGUGCUGGUCUGGCUGGCCGAGGUGCUGGGCGUCAUUGGGGACUGUCCAGAGCUGGUGCAGCGGUCCUUCCUUGUGGCUAGUGUUCUGCCUGGCCCUGAUGGCAACAUUCACUCACCCACGAGAAAUGCUGACAUGCAGGAGGAGCUCAUUGCCUCCCUAGAGGAGCAGCUGAAGCUGAGUGGGGAACAGUCUGAGGAGCCCUCAGCUUCCACUCCCCGACCCAGGUCAUCUCCUGAAGAGACAAUUGAGCCUGAAAGCCUUCACCAGCUCUUUGAGGGUGAAAGCGAGACCGAGUCCUUUUAUGGCUUUGAAGAAGCUGACCUAGAUCUGAUGGAGAUUUGAGUGUUGGGGUCAUGAGCGGGUGUGGAGUGGGGGUGGGAAAGUGUGAAGGGGGGGGUAGGGGGAUUUCGGGGAAAGGGGAUAUGCCAGGUCGGGUAUUUGGUUUAUAUUUUUUAAUUUUAUGCCACCACUCCCCCCGAUGGUGACUUCUGUUUCCCUGUGGAUUUGUGGAUUAUUAGGAAUACCAGUAGUGAUCCCGUCUGAGCCAAGAGCUGGCCCAUUGGUUGUUCACUUCUGCUAAAAACAGGUUUUCGUGACUUUUUUUUUUUUUUUUUAAAUUUAAA
Neomonachus schauinslandi (Hawaiian monk seal) is the source of this 4682-nucleotide messenger RNA. RefSeq names its product pogo transposable element derived with ZNF domain (gene POGZ). Bases 184 to 4401 code for a protein of 1405 amino acids. The transcript has 19 exons. Lineage: Eukaryota; Metazoa; Chordata; Mammalia; Carnivora; Phocidae. The record is from RefSeq and is a predicted model, not a curated record. Gene Ontology annotation, biological process: regulation of DNA-templated transcription. Gene Ontology annotation, molecular function: RNA polymerase II cis-regulatory region sequence-specific DNA binding; DNA-binding transcription factor activity, RNA polymerase II-specific.